GCCACCAAUAGGCGGCACUGUGGCGCUGCAGCUGCAGUGCUGCUGUCUGCGGCGCACAGCUGGACCGGCUGCGCACAGCUGUCGGCGCUCCGCAGCCACAACUUCUCUGCGGCGCCGCGUCCGUCGCAGCGGAACCAAAAAACCCUUCGGCGCUGCCGGUGAUGUAACGUCCGCGAGCCGCCGCCGAGCAUGACGGGACCCGAACAACUCUGAGAGAGCGACAAGCACAGGACUCAAACCACAGCAAGAAAAACGAGGGAUAAAGGAAGGAUGGAGUCGGGAUCUUCAGAGCAGUCGGCCACAGUGGAUGAGCUGUUGGAAUCGUGCAUCCAGGCCUUCGACAAGAAGGGCACUUUGAAGAAUGCUUCCUUAGUUCGCAUGUUUCUCAUGAUGCAUCCUUGGUAUAUACCCUCAACUGAAUUGGCCAAGAAGCUCGUAAUCAAAUCUCAAGAGGAGAGCUGCACCCCUGAGCUCCGAACAAAAAUAUGCCACCUCGUCAAGUAUUGGAUCUCUGAAUUUCCGGCAGAGUUCACGCUGUGUCCAGAACUGGCGGAUCAGAUCAAAGGCUUCAAAGACCUCUUGACCACCGAAGGGAACGAGAGCCAGAGUCAGCUCAUCGACAUAGACAGCGUGCCGUCAUACCAAUGGAAGCGGCAGGUGACUCAGCGCGUUCCAUCUGUGUCCAAGAAGAGAAAAAUGUCUCUCCUCUUCGAUCACCUUGACUCCUGCGAGCUGGCUGAACACCUCACCUACCUGGAGUACAAAUCGUUCUGCAAGAUCCUGUUUCAGGACUACCACAGCUUCGUGAUGCAUGGCUGCACGGUGGAUAACCCCAUCCUGGAGCGCUUCAUCACGCUCUUCAACAGCGUCUCGCAGUGGAUCCAGCUCAUGGUGCUCAGCAAGCCCACCGCCCCGCAGCGAGCUGUUGUCAUUUCUCACUUCAUCAGAGUGGCGCAGAAGCUGCUACAGCUGCAGAACUUCAACACUCUGAUGGCGGUAGUCGGUGGCCUCAGCAACAGCUCCAUCUCUCGUCUCAAAGACACGCAGACCCACAUCAGUGCUGAAACCAACAAGAUUUUUAACAGCCUGAUCGAACUGGUGACAUCAUGUGGGAACUACAGCCAUUACCGCAAGCGCUUCUCUGAGUGCUUGGGCUUCCGCUUCCCGAUCCUCGGCGUUCACCUGAAAGACCUGAUCGCUGUGCAUGUGGCUCUGCCAGACUGGGUCGAUAAAGAGAAGACCCAGGUCAACCUGACCAAAACCCAGCAGCUCUAUGCCAUCCUUCAAGAGCUGGCGCUGAUCCAGACUACACCGCCUAACGUUGAUGCCAACACAGACCUACUCAACCUGCUUACGGUUUCUCUGGAUCAGUAUCACACUGAGGAGGAGAUCUACCAGAUAUCUCUGCAGAGAGAACCUCGAAAGCUAGCGAACUCCAGCUCUGCCCCAGUGUCUGAACCAAAGUCCAUGAUGAUUGAUGAGUGGGCUGUGUCGGUGAAGCCCAACACUGACCCUACGAUCAUCAAGAAACACAUCGAGAAGAUGGUGGAGUCCGUCUUCAAGAAUUUUGACACGGAUGGUGAUGGCCACAUCUCCAGGGAUGAAUUCGAAGCAAUCAGAAACAACUUCCCAUACCUCAGCAAGUUCGGAGAACUGGACAAGAACCAAGAUGGGAAGAUCAGCAGAGAAGAGAUGAUAGACUACUUUAUGAAAGCCAGCUCGCUGCUUAACUGCAAGAUGGGUUUCAUCCACACUUUCACUGAGACCACCUACUUCAGACCAACCUUCUGUGAGCACUGCGCCGGACUUAUAUGGGGCUUCUACAAACAAGGCUACAAGUGUAAAGCCUGCGGAGUGAACUGCCACAAGGCAUGUCGGGGCCGCUUGGCAGUCGAGUGCCGGAAGAGGGCGAAGAGCAUCAGCCACGAGACGCCGCCGGCUCUCCAGGCCAGAUCCUACAGCUUCCCCCCACCCGCCAGCACCCCACCCAGCCUGCAGAACACAGUCAUCGCCGAAGAGGAUAUCGAGACUGUGGAGGAAGGAGUGUUUGAUGUCCAUCUAUAACCAGCAUCCAGACCCCUACAGUUGGUGUCCAAGAAGCCAAAUGAGAGACUGGUGGGUGGGAGCCCGUAAUGAGCUUCAGUGUUGUGAUUUCAUUACCCUCAACAGCGGAAGAUCAGCAAGCCAAGAUACCUACAUGCUGCCACCCAGUGGACACCUACUGCAACAACACCUUUUCAGAUGAAACAUGAAUGUGACAGGGAAAAAAAAAAGUGAAUAGAAUGUGUUUGUAAAAUUUCUUUGUUGAAAUCUCUGCAUUUUGAUUACACGUUGGCCAAGAGUGUUACUGUUAAAUAUGACUAUAUAUUAAACUCAUCCAGAAAAUUGUAUUCUUAAUGAAAUACUGAGAUUAGCCGCAUCCAUAUUUUGAGUGCCGCCGAUGGCGACUUUUCUUUGAAAUGCAAAAGAGGUGCUGUUGUUGCCAAGAAUGUAAACCCGCCGCCCAGACUAAACCUCUGCCGUUUCUCGUUUGUGUUGCCAGUGGAACACCAAUUUUAACGUCAAAUGAAAAGAAACAAACAAAUAUAUAUUGUUGACUUAAGUUGCCUAUACGAAGUGUUAAAAAAAUACAGCUGAAAUGACUGGAGGGAAAUAAUUUUAACAAAGUUAUAUUUUUGUCAUGUUUAUUGCAAUAUAAAUAACGUGGGACUGUGGUGGUGUUUCCUCGCGGUGCACUGAUCGAUUUUGUCCUCCAGUACUGUAGACGUAGCAGACAAGCUGCCCUCAACGUUUCCUGAGAAUCUAUUUUGAUGCAAGUUGUAUCUUGAUGUUUUAUCUUGCAUGCUUCUAUUAAAGAAUGUUUUUUAAACUUAAGUGUAGCAUGCAAAGUUGUAAUUUAGCGGAAGUCUUGAAAUUCCACGUUCUUGUGGUGAGAUCAAUUAAGCCACAUUGUUAAAGGACAUGUUGACUUUUCUUUUCUUACAGCCUUCAUCAUUAAAAAAAUAUUGUUCGCAAUCAAGCCUCUUAUUCGAACCAUCUUGUGGGAGAGGAAUCCCUUUUCUUAGAAAUUAUUCAAAAUGCAUUGAUAUCAAAAUAAUACAUGAUAUGACUUGGUUUAGCUAGUGGCGAACAAGUGCUAGCUUACCAGAGAGGUUUGCAAAAUGUUUUAUGUUGUACCCGUUUUAUUUAUGUGGCCUGCUUUUGGGUUUGAUGCUGUUGUUUACAGUUUUGCAUGUUCAAUAUGUUAUUAAUAAAACAAACAAAACAAAAAGGACUCAAAGCAAGAGUCAUGGUUUCAAACUAUAUAAAAAAAAUUCUGUUCUCAGGAGAAUUGGUAGUUUAAAUUUUUUAGUUGCAACCAAAAAUAUAUACAGGUUAUAACAUUCUAGGUAAGGCUGUGUAACAUAACAUGCAGAUGUUCU
Molecule: messenger RNA, 3422 nt
Organism: Thalassophryne amazonica
Lineage: Eukaryota; Metazoa; Chordata; Actinopteri; Batrachoidiformes; Batrachoididae
Product: RAS guanyl-releasing protein 2-like
Exons: 17
Coding region: 271-2064 (597 amino acids)
Biological process (GO): positive regulation of GTPase activity; Ras protein signal transduction
Cellular component (GO): plasma membrane
Molecular function (GO): calcium ion binding; guanyl-nucleotide exchange factor activity
Source: RefSeq, a predicted model, not a curated record